This is a messenger RNA of Botrytis deweyae, 2256 nucleotides long. RefSeq lists its product as uncharacterized. Gene Ontology annotation, biological process: regulation of DNA-templated transcription. NCBI's taxonomy places the organism in Eukaryota, Fungi, Ascomycota, Leotiomycetes, Helotiales, Sclerotiniaceae. The transcript has 4 exons. Gene Ontology annotation, cellular component: cytoplasm; Ino80 complex. The record is from RefSeq and is a predicted model, not a curated record. Bases 1 to 2256 code for a protein of 751 amino acids.
AUGUCGCCCUCUGCCAUGGACCUCGAUGCGCCUGCAUCAGAGCAACAAAACUCAAUACCUCCUCCUACUCUAUAUCCUGCGAAAGAUCUUCACUUUGACAAAUAUGUCGAGCCUCAGCCAGAUGGAUAUCGAACAGCCAAAUCGCGGGGAUCUGGUCAAGCUGCGAUAGUAAUUGACAAUGGCUCAUCGGUGACUCGAGCUGGCUGGUCCUUCGAGGACUCACCACGUCUCAAUAUCUUACCGCUUUUCUCUAAAUAUAGAGACAGGAAGAUGGGCAAAACGUAUUCGUUUGUUGGCGCCGAUGUCUAUGCAGAUACUACAGCUAAGGGCCACAUGAGAAAUGCCUUUGAGGCGGGAAGCGGGAUUGUUAGCAAUUGGGAUGUUAUGGAGCAAGUACUGGAUUGUAUCUUUCUUAAAUUGGGCGUCGACUCAGAAGGAAGUGUGGACAUGCCUAUUGUUAUGACGGAAGCUGUCGCAAACUUACCGUACUCAAGGAAAUCUAUGACCGAAAUCAUAUUUGAGUGUUAUGGAGCACCAUCUGUGGCUUACGGAAUCGAUUCUUUAUUUUCGUACGACUACAAUGGGGGCAAGACAGGACUUGUUGUAUCUUCUUCCCACAGCUCUACGCAUCUGAUUCCGGUUUACAAUUCGAAGGCCAUGCUUACCCAGGCAACAAGAUUGAAUUGGGGUGCAUCACAAAGCGCCGACUACCUUUUAAAGCUCAUCAAACUAAAGUAUCCUAGCUUUCCAGGAAAGCUGGCUGCCACUCAAACGGAAUACAUGGUACAAGAUCAUUGUUACUUAUCCCGAGAUUAUGAUGAGGAAGUGAGCAAGUAUCUCGAUUGGACAGGGUUGGAAGACAGAGACCGUGUCAUACAAUAUCCGUAUACAGAAGUCAUCGAGGUACAAAAAAGCGAAGAAGAGUUAGCCAAGAUUGCAGAGAAGAGAAAGGAGAGUGGUCGAAGAUUACAAGAACAAGCCGCCAAAAUGCGACUUGAGCGAUUAGUUCGCAAAGAACAAGAACUUGAGUACUACAGACAUCUACAAGGCAGGUUAGUAGACCAAACAAAAAAGGAAAUUAAAAGAUUACUCGACGCCGAAGAGUUGAAAGACGAAGCUGCUCUCGAAAAAACCAUCAAGGAACUUGACAAAAGCAUUCGUAAGGCUCGAACUAAGGAUGUCGGUGGACCGGAAAUCGAGGAAGAAGUCGAAGAACCAGAUUACUCUAUGCUUGAAAUUCCAGAUGAGCAACUAGACGAAGCAGGCCUCAAACAAAAGCGUCAUCAACGUCUCAUGAAAUCCAAUAACGAAGCCCGCGCUCGUGCCAAGGCAGAAAAGUUGGCAGAAAAAGCUCGUAUCGCGGAAGAACAACGCAUAGAUGAUGAAAAGCGAGAAAAUGAUCUCGAAGGAUGGCUUCAAGAGCGUCGAGAAGCUCGAGCUACUAUGCUUCAAAAGAUUAAAGACAGAGAACGUCUCAAAGCAGACCUAGGAAACAGAAAAAGUCUCGCGAGUCAAAUCCGUAUGAAGAGUAUCGCAAACCUAGCAUCCGAUAACCCGACUAAAAAGCGUCGUCGCGGAGGCGAUGACGAUAACUUCGGUCAGAAUGAUGAUGAUUGGGGAGUCUAUCGUACCAUACAAACUGGAGACGGCGGUAGUGAUGACGAGGAAGAAGAAGAUCCUAGCGUUCUUCUCAAAACCCUCGAAGCGGAUCUCCUCAAAUACGAUCCCGAAUUCACGGAUCAACAUACCUUUGACGCGCAAACCGAUUGGACCAAAUCCCUCAUCCAUGCUUUUCUCCGUGGACCACGACCCUUCAAUCCGGCCAGCACGGCGGAAGCCCACCAACUCCAUCUCAACGUCGAGCGGAUCCGCGUCCCGGAAGUUAUUUUCAACCCCAGCAUAGCCGGGCUGGAUCAAGCUGGAAUUGUGGAAAUCGCAGCCGAUAUAUUAAACCAGCGUAUUUCAGGAGCGGGCAUAAAUCAGAAGGACUUCCUGAAAGAUAUCUUUUUAACAGGAGGAAACACGAUGUGGCAAAACUUCGAUGAGAGAUUGAGAGAGGGGUUGAGAGCAAAUUUGGAGGCGGGCACGGAAGUCAAGAUUCGUAGGGCGAAGGAUCAAUUAUUGGAUGCGUGGAAAGGGGCUGCGAAAUGGAGUUGUGGGGAGAGGUGGAAGGAAGCGAGGGUUACGAGGGAGGAGUAUCAGGAGAAGGGUGGGGAGUAUCUUAAGGAACACGAUCUCGGAAAUGCAUAUUCGUGA